Messenger RNA from Mesocricetus auratus (golden hamster), 2191 nucleotides. It is a transcript of the gene Treh, whose product is annotated as trehalase. The transcript is spliced from 16 exons. Bases 186 to 1943 code for a protein of 585 amino acids. Gene Ontology annotation, molecular function: alpha,alpha-trehalase activity. Gene Ontology annotation, biological process: trehalose catabolic process. Lineage: Eukaryota; Metazoa; Chordata; Mammalia; Rodentia; Cricetidae. The record is from RefSeq and is a predicted model, not a curated record.
AGCACGUCAGAGGUGCCACGGCUUGCUCAUUGGGUUCUAGCCACCAUGCCCAGGAUGACCUGGGAGCUGCACCUGCUGCUUCUGCUGGGGCUGGGACUCAGGUCCCAGGAGGCCCUACCACCCCCCUGUGACAGGGCAAGCCAAACCUUUCUCCCGAGCCUAAGCCUCUCCCAGCAAGUACAAAGAUGAGGGUUGCCAUCCUGCCUCCUGGACAUGGCGCUGCCAUUCCCUCCUCCACACGGACUGGAGACGCUCUCACGCCUCUCCUGCAUCACCAACUCUUGCAAGAAGGCCAGAUUUACUGCCAUGGGGAGCUCUUGCACCAAAUUCAGAUGGCUAAGCUCUACCAAGAUGACAAGCAGUUUGUGGAUAUGUCACUGGUCACAUCUCCAGAUGAAGUCCUGCAGAGUUUCAACGAGCUGGCUGCGGCACACAACCACAGCAUCCCCCGGGGACAGCUUCAGGAGUUUGUCCAGAGGCAUUUUCAGCCCGUGGGACAGGAGCUGGAUCCCUGGGUCCCAGAGGACUGGAAAGACAGCCCUCAGUUCCUGCAGAAGAUCUCAGAUGCCAAACUGCGCGCCUGGGCUGAGCAACUGCACCAGAUCUGGAAAAGGCUGGGGAAGAAGAUGAAACCGGAGAUUCUCAGCUACCCUGAGAGGUUCUCCCUGAUCUACUCAGAACACCCCUUCAUCGUGCCCGGAGGGCGUUUUGUUGAAUUCUACUACUGGGACUCCUACUGGGUGAUGGAAGGCCUGCUUCUCUCCGAGAUGGUGUCAACGGUGAAGGGCAUGCUACAGAACUUUCUGGAUCUGGUGGAGACCUACGGACACAUCCCCAAUGGUGGACGUGUGUAUUACCUGCAACGGAGCCAGCCGCCACUCCUGACUCUCAUGAUGGAUCUAUACGUGACUCACACCCAGAAUGUCAGCUUCCUGCAGGAGAGCAUUGGAACUCUAGCCUCAGAACUGGACUUCUGGACUGUGAACAGAACUGUCAUUGUGAACUCAGGAGGACGAAGCUAUAACUUGAACCGUUACUAUGUCCCUUAUGGGGGACCCAGGCCAGAGUCCUACAGCAAGGAUGCAGACUUGGCAAACACUGUACCAGAAGGGGACCGGGAGAAUCUGUGGACUGAGCUCAAGGCUGGGGCUGAGUCUGGCUGGGACUUCUCCUCACGCUGGCUUGUCGGAGGCCCAAACCCUGAUUUGCUAAGCAGCAUCCGAACCAGCAAAAUAGUGCCUGUUGAUCUGAACGCUUUCCUGUGCCAAGCGGAGGGGCUGAUGAGUAAAUUCUACUCUAGACUAGGGAAUGACACCGAGGCCACCAAGUACAGAAAUUUGCAGUCCCAGCGCUUGGCUGCCAUGGAGGCCGUCCUGUGGGACGAGCAGAAGGGAGCCUGGUUCGACUAUGACUUGGAAAAACGGGAGAAGAACCUGGAGUUUUAUCCCUCCAACCUCACCCCACUCUGGGCUGGCUGCUUCUCAGACCCCAGCGUCAUUGACAAGGCUCUGAAAUACUUGGAGGACAACCAGAUCUUGACCUACCAGUAUGGGAUCCCAACCUCUCUUCGCAACACAGGCCAGCAAUGGGACUCGCCCAAUGCCUGGGCGCCCCUGCAGGACCUGGUCAUCAGAGGUUUGGCCAAGUCAGAUUCCCCUCGGACUCGGGAGGUGGCUUUCCAGCUGGCCCAGAAUUGGAUCAGAACCAACUUCAAAGUCUACUCCCAAACAUCAGCAAUGUAUGAGAAGUAUGACAUCAGCAACGGUGGACAUCCAGGUGGUGGAGGGGAGUAUGAAGUUCAGGAAGGAUUUGGUUGGACCAACGGACUGGCCCUGAUGCUUCUGGACCGUUAUGGUGACCAGCUGACUUCAGGGACCCAGAUGGCUUCCCUGGGACCCCACUGCCUAGUGGCGGCCCUUCUUACCAGCUUUCUGCUACAUUGACUAAAAGGAUGAAAAUGGCCUCACUUCCUCCUCUGACUCCACCCCUUCCUUCUGCUGCCUCACACGCAGCCCACCUCCGGCUGUCCUGUUCACAGUGCCCUGGAGCUAGAGGUGACCAGGUCAAGCCUGGGGACUGGAUUCCCCCUGUAACCUUCACUAGGGUGGAAAGCCCUACUCUUGGGAAAACGGGAUCCAAAUGGCUCAAGUGCCCCACCCGGUACCACAUACAACCUGGACUUCCACACACA